Messenger RNA from Esox lucius (northern pike), 1238 nucleotides. RefSeq names its product transmembrane protein 176B. The record is from RefSeq and is a predicted model, not a curated record. Bases 166 to 921 code for a protein of 251 amino acids. Gene Ontology annotation, cellular component: membrane. The transcript has 7 exons. Lineage: Eukaryota; Metazoa; Chordata; Actinopteri; Esociformes; Esocidae.
AGGAGGUAUUGCUGGGAACUAGCUCAGACUGGCUACGUCAAACAUACCACUUUGCUGUAGAGAACCACUCAACAACAAGCAGACUCCAUAGUCUGAUCCUGCCAUCUUGAUCAAACAGGACCUGUAAGAAGCUGCAACGGAACUGUGCUACCAAGAGUUGUCAGAAUGUCAGUGACUGUGACCAAAGGUGAAGGAGUGACUGUGAUCACCCUGAACUCUAAAGAAGGAAGUGCUGUGCCCCUGCUGUGUCAAAUCCUUGGGACCCUGUGCUACACCCCAGCAUGCUCUCUGUCCCAGACACUGAGGAAGGUCCAAUCAAGUUCUCAAUUAAUUCUGGGGACUAUACAGAUCAUGGUGGGAAUUCUCAUAAUUGGCUUGGGAGCAGGUCUAGUUUCCAUUGGCAGUUGGACGAUAAUAGUUUGGACAAAAACUCCUUUUUGGCUUGGUGGUAUGAUUAUAGCGAGUGGCAUUAUGUGUAUCUUGGCUUCGAAGUUCCCCAGUCCCUGCUUGGUGGGAAUCAAUGUGUUUUUAAACCUGGUUGUUGCUGCUCUGGCCAUUACUGGUGUUGUGAUGUACGCCAUAGACGUGACUUAUGACCAUUUCACUUGGAUUUGUCAUGACAAUAUCUGGUACGACAACUAUUAUUGGCGCCAGACAACACCAGUGCCAUCCACUGAUGUUCAGGAGAUGAAGAAGAGGCUCUUGGAGCAAUGCGAAACUGCCAAGGCGAAGGCACAGAUGCUGUUCAUUGCUUUUGACGUGGUGCUCAUCGUCCUUGCAGUCCUUCAGCUUUUUGUCAACAUCAGCUCUGUUGUCUUGGGUCUCAAGGCUUUGUGCAAGAUUGGAAAGGAAAAGAACAUCCAGGACCUGGAGCAGUACAAACCUCUUCUGGAGGAGGUCACCACUAACCCUGCAGUUUAAAGAAAGCACCCAUCUGAUAUGAUGUACUUUCUUGUCUUUGAGAGGACAUCUGUCAUGGACAGUUAGUUCUGUUGCUUUGAAUGUAAUACACACAUUUAUAAUAUAAUGUCACUAGGUUUAGGUACAAACUGUUCAAAUGUUUUCUUACUGUAUCUUUGAUAUAUAAAAACUGCUAGCUACCUAGUAACAAUUUUUUCUCCUAAUAAUUUCACGCAGUGCCUCAAUGAAUCAGAUUGGCAGUUACAUAGUAGUGAGACUGUUUGCACUAAACAGUUUAUAUUAUUCACUAUGGCAAUAAAGUGAAUGUAACAAUAUUA